AUUUAUUAAAUAGAUUUUUAAUAAAGAAUAAUAGCUUAAGAUCCUAUUCUGUAUCUAAUUUAAGUAAUAUCAUUAAGUAAAUUCGAAAGAUUAUUAAUUUUAUCUUUUGUAAAAUUAAAAAUAAUUUUAUUAUUUUCAAAUAAUGCAAAGCUAAAUUUAUAUUUAUUUUAGACAUGAGCAAGUAUUUAUUUAAGAUCUUAUUUUUUUACAUUUUCCAUUACAACUUAGACUGUUUAUUUUGAAGAGUUAUAUUUAACUUAUAAAUUAUUCAUGACUCUGAAUAUAUAUUUUUAUUGAAAAUUUUAUACCAUAGGUAAUCCUUAAACAUAAUUAGGAAAAUUUUUAAUUUAUGCAAUAUAUGUAUUUAUAAUCAACCUUCCCAAUUAGUUUAAAUUAAAAAUAAGUUUCACUACUCUCAAUCUAAGUUAUUAUUUUUCAUUUUCUUUAUUAUUAUUUUCAUCAUCUUCUUAAAUAUAUUUUUUAUUUAGUUUUCUAUUUACUUAUUAGUUUAAUUAUCUCACUUGUUCCUCAAUUUCAUCAAUAAAAAUAUUACUAUAUAAAUCAGCUUAAGCAAUUAUAUUUUAUUUAGUUUAAUUACUCUUUUCUAAUAAUCUGUUUUUAGUAUCAAUUGUUUUUUAUAAUACGUUGUUUUUUAAGUUUUAUAUUUUACCAUUUAUAGUUAAUGCUUAGUAUAUAGUUAAAUUGAUUUUUUCGUCCAAUAAACCUGUUACUUUAUAUAUUAUAGGCUUUACUAUUAUAUUUUUAGCAUUUUCUUCAAUAAAAGAAUUAUUAAGGCCGGAU
Ichthyophthirius multifiliis is the source of this 801-nucleotide messenger RNA. RefSeq lists its product as hypothetical. The transcript has a single exon. NCBI's taxonomy places the organism in Eukaryota, Ciliophora, Oligohymenophorea, Hymenostomatida. The record is from RefSeq and is a predicted model, not a curated record.